This is a messenger RNA of Anisakis simplex (herring worm), 639 nucleotides long. The record is from the annotation of a GenBank genome assembly. NCBI's taxonomy places the organism in Eukaryota, Metazoa, Nematoda, Chromadorea, Rhabditida, Anisakidae.
AACCUAAGAUGGAUGGCUCCAGAAGUGUUCACACAGUGUGGUCGAUAUGAUCGAAAAGCUGACGUAUUCAGUUAUGCCCUUUGUGUCUGGGAAAUCCAUGCCGCCGAACUGCCAUUUGCACAUUUGAAACCAGCUGCUGCAGCAGCCGAAAUGGCUUAUAAACGGGGUAAUAAGCUGUGCAGUGAUUGGAAUUCGAAUAAGAAUACAAAACAGCACAUAUUUCCAAGACCACCAGUCCCUUCUCACCCAACUGUGCAAUUUCCUGCACAUGUNUCUGCAUGGCAACAUGAACCGAACUCACGUCCAGACUUUGCCGAUAUCCUACCGAACAUUGAGAAGUUUGCUACUCCGAAAAGUGCCACUUCAGAUGGACCUGUGUUAUCGAGUGCUACGAAUGAGACGAGUGCUUCAUCUUCAUCUGUUUCAGUGCUCAAAAGUCAUUGGGAAAGCAAAAAUACGUCAACACCAGCAGUAAGUUCUCAGUGCACAGUACAAUCAUCAUCAAGAACCGUCGAUGAACUUCGUCAGCGCCUAGAUCGUAACGGUUACGUUUCGCAGUCCACUCGAAUGGUCAAUGAUGCUAUCAAUAAACUGCAGCAGUCAUGGUCUCAAAGCAGCAAUUUAUCGUCUGACAACUAA